Molecule: messenger RNA, 2993 nt
Organism: Mycetomoellerius zeteki
Lineage: Eukaryota; Metazoa; Arthropoda; Insecta; Hymenoptera; Formicidae
Product: protein Wnt-5b
Exons: 8
Coding region: 1708-2811 (367 amino acids)
Biological process (GO): multicellular organism development; cell fate commitment; neuron differentiation
Cellular component (GO): extracellular region
Molecular function (GO): cytokine activity; frizzled binding
Source: RefSeq, a predicted model, not a curated record
GCUGGUUGAAGAGACCAAGAAGGGGUACGCGACGACCAGAGGGAGAGACAGAGACAGAGUGAACGAGGGGGGAGGAGCCGGAGGGAGAGCGAAAAGAGAGGGACCAUAGGCUCGUGGACCCUGCCGCGAUCAUUCUGUACCAACACGCUGCGCCGGUCGGUUUCGCAGCGUUCCCAGUGCCCUCCGAUAACACCACGAGGAGGAGCAGCCGUUCUCCAACGAGGUCACUUCCGCGUCCCCCAAUGAGGGAGAGUCCUCGUUGUGGAAGAGUCACCGGGUCGCCAAAUUGACGACGUCUUCUUCGACGUUCUUCUUCUUGCCGCGAGAUACGAGGACAUCGCAGGACGAGGCUCGGGAAGUGCCCCCACCGGUGAAAGGUGCCGCGAGAGUCUGCUUGUUUUUUUUUUCUUUCAUCUUCCGGGAGCUCGAUUCCGCCGGGACCAGGUUUCUUCAUCCCGACGAUUCUGGCGAAGUAGCUGCGCGAAGCUGUCGCUCGUUCUUUGAUCAAGGAGCGCCGAUGGUUCCCCGAAGAAGUUCUCGAGAUCAUCCAGAAAAGGCGAUGCCAGUCUAGGAGUCUGACGAGUCGCGGAUAAAAAUCUAGCGAUCUUUAAGCUUGAGCGGGAUUCCUCGUCCUUCCAUGCCGCGAUCGUCGUGGGUAACGUUGACUUUGUCGCUCGUUGGAAAGGAUUUAACAGAAAAUCGGAUUAUGGUGAACCGAUCAUUGAAAUGCUAAAGAAUUUUAAGGACUUUUAUGUAUACGACGUACAAAAAGGAGCGCUCGAGGGAUCGUCGAAUAAUGCACCUCGGUAGCUCGCUUUUAUCUAGGAGGUUCGAUCGGAUGACAGGUUCUCCAGUAGAACAAGAACAACCGUCUACGGGCGCAUCCGAGCGGAACGUAGUCGAGAUAUAAGUUUAACGUCGAGAUUCGUUGAAGCAGCAAUUAACGCGACGCAUUAAGGAUUGGGGUCGCGAUCUUGGACGAUUGACGUAUCCUUAGAGCGGGAUCUCGCGACCAGUCGCGCCGUACGGUGGCGGCGAAAGAGUUCGACGGAAAUUAUACCGUCAAGAUCGUAAUCACGCGCUCACGCGACCGCGCGAGCAGCUCGCCCAGACGCGAUCAGGUUUCGCUCCGAGAAGAAAUCUCGCUCUUCCAGCGCGUUCUCCACAGCGUCGCGUCGCGUCGCGCUACACCGCGCCGUGUCGUCUAACAUAAGAAGCGGAGCUACCCUUUUUCUCCAAGGAGACAAUUCCAUCGGUCCAAUUCGCUCAAAAACAAUCUUUGAUCCUGGGAUUUACGGUUGCGGGUCGGAUCGGAAAACCGUACCAGGGAACAGAAAGAAGAAGACGUCGAGUAUCACUCGAUCUACGGCCCGAUCUUCUUCACACAAUUCGAAAGACCAGGCUAAACCAAUUAUGCGAGACGGUAGAUGUUAUGGGUCGCAAAAUGAGACGUGAAACGGUGUGGAGUCGUGUCGCGCGAGGAAGGAGAGGAAUGUUUCCGUCCAGAGGACUAUUUACGAUUCAAAGGACGAGGACCUGGCACGGCGAUUCUCGAUAAGAAGGCAAGAUCGAUUCGCAUCGUGAUCGGUAUUAUCGCGGAAGGACGAGCGAGAGAUACGGGAUUAUCUCGACGAGUCGAGCUGGGGCGCAAUUAUCUCUGAGACUUAACGACUGCGGCUUGCUCCGUUCCGGGGGUGAAGGAGAAGGAUGACGAUGCGCGGCAAUGGUCCACUCGUGAUCUUGCGAUCGCUGAUGGUCGUCGCCGCCGCUACGACGGUACCGGGGACCUGGAUAAACCUGGGUCUGCGACACUUACCGCAACUGGAACCGGCGCAGACGAUGGAACCGUUUGACGCGAGUGCCUCCACGAUCUGCGUCGGUCUGAAGGGCCUGUCUCAGGGCCAGGGGAAGCUUUGCCAGCUGUCCGUGGACCACAUGUUCAGCGUGGCCAAGGGCGCGAAGUACGGCGUUAUGGAGUGCCAGCAUCAGUUCAAGGACAGAAGAUGGAACUGCUCCACCGUCCACGACGAGACCGUGUUCGGUCCGAUACUUAGAAUAGCGAGCAGGGAAACCGCGUUCGUUCACGCGAUCACCGCCGCCGGAGUGGUCUACUCCAUCAGCCGUUCCUGCCGGGAUGGCCACCUGUCGUCGUGCGGCUGUUCCAGGAGUAACAGGCCCAAGGAUCUAAAACGCGAUUGGAUCUGGGGCGGAUGCGGGGAUAAUCUCGAAUACGGCUACAAAUUCACGCAGGCGUUCGUUGAUGUGCGAGAGCGGGAGCGCAGUUUCAAGAGAGGCAGCCGGGAGCAGGGCAGAAGCCUGAUGAAUUUGCACAACAACGAAGCCGGUCGCAGGGCCGUCGUCAAAAGGUCCAAGGUUACAUGCAAAUGUCACGGCGUUUCCGGAAGCUGUAGCUUGAUCACCUGCUGGCAGCAGCUCGCAUCAUUUCGCGAGAUCGGUGAUUUUCUCUUGGACAAGUACGAUGGUGCGACCGAAGUCAAAGUCAAUCGGCGCGGUCGUUUAUCGAUGCGCGAUCCUAGGUUCUCCGUGCCCACUGCGAAUGACUUGGUCUACCUGGAUGACUCGCCGAACUACUGCCUUCCGAAUGAUACCCUGGGAUCAUUAGGUACGCAGGGCAGAUUAUGCAAUAGGACCUCGUCAGGCAUGGACGGUUGCAAUCUCCUUUGCUGCGGCAGAGGAUACAACACGCAAAAGUCGACCAUCAGGGAAAGAUGCGAAUGCAAGUUUCACUGGUGUUGCUUCGUCGAGUGCAAGACCUGCGUAAAGAAUGUCGAUAUACACACUUGCAAAUAGCGCGCUACUAUUUAUUUCUUUCUUUUCUAACUCUUUUUUUUUAAUAACUCUUUUUCGGACUUGUCCUCGCAUUGUCGAAGAUAUAUAUGUAUAGUCGACAGUACAACGUAUUCUGGUAACGGCGGCAUUAUUGUUUCACAGUGAAUAAAUUUUGAAUAUUUUUUUCUAAUUUAAAAUUUACU